CCAAGCUCCUCCCCGCCGCGGGGACGUGCACUCGCUCGGCGGACCAUGGAGGCGGCGUGGCGGCGGCUGCGGGCGGGUGGCGGAGCCAGCGCCCGGCGCUCCGCGGUGUGGCUGCUCCUGCUGGCGGUGGCAGCGGCGGGAGGAGGCGAGGCGGCGGAGUCGGCGCGGCAGCGCGGGGACGAGCAGUGUCAUUAUUACGCGGGCGGGCAGGUCUACCCCGGGGAGGCGGCUCGUGUGCCCGUCACCGACCAUUCGCUGCACCUCAGCCAGGCCAAGAUCUCUAAACCAGCACCUUACUGGGAAGGAACAGCAGUCAUUAAUGGAGAGUUUAAAGAGCUGAAAUUAACGGAUUAUGAAGGAAAAUAUCUUGUCUUCUUCUUCUAUCCUCUUGACUUUACAUUUGUGUGUCCAACUGAGAUAAUCGCCUUCAGUGACAGAAUCGAAGAAUUCAGAGCAAUAAACACCGAAGUAGUAGCAUGUUCUGUGGACUCAAAGUUCACUCACUUAGCAUGGAUUAAUACUCCCCGAAAACAAGGAGGACUUGGACCUAUGAAGAUUCCACUUCUUUCAGAUUUGACGCACCAGAUUUCAAAAGAUUAUGGAGUAUAUCUGGAAGAUCAAGGACAUGCGCUUAGAGGCCUUUUCAUUGUUGACGAUAAGAGAAUCCUUCGACAGAUCACGAUGAAUGACCUUCCUGUUGGGAGAUCAGUGGAUGAAACACUUCGUUUAGUACAAGCAUUCCAGUACACAGACAAACAUGGAGAAGUUUGCCCUGCUGGUUGGAAACCUGGCAGUGAAACUAUCAAACCAGAGGAAGCCAUGAGAGUGUGGUGGCCAAGGGAAGAACUAUAAUUCCAGAUCCAGCUGGAAAACUGAAAUAUUUUGAUAAACUAAACUGAGGCUCGCUCCUGUUGAAUUACAUAGGUCACAUUCCGUUUGAUUUUGCCAAUAAAAUUUCAUUAAUUUUGUUA
Messenger RNA from Pezoporus occidentalis (night parrot), 971 nucleotides. It is a transcript of the gene PRDX4, whose product is annotated as peroxiredoxin 4. NCBI's taxonomy places the organism in Eukaryota, Metazoa, Chordata, Aves, Psittaciformes, Psittacidae. The transcript has 8 exons. Gene Ontology annotation, molecular function: thioredoxin peroxidase activity. Gene Ontology annotation, biological process: cell redox homeostasis; cellular response to stress; hydrogen peroxide catabolic process. Gene Ontology annotation, cellular component: cytosol; endoplasmic reticulum. The record is from RefSeq and is a predicted model, not a curated record. The coding region runs from base 46 to 852 and encodes 268 amino acids.